ACUGGAAAAAGGCAUGGAGUUUCAAACUCUAAACAACUUAGAAACAGAACUCCAUGAGCCUCCUCAAGUUUUGUUUGAAGACUAUGACAGCACCUGCUCCACACCUUAUGUUAGUGCUCCUUCAAGCCCUGGUCGGGAACCAGGACCAGGAUGGAUUCAUGGUGGGUUAUUUUAUAGUGCACCAGCUAGCCCCAUCCACUUUACAAUGACCUCAAUAGCUUCAAAGGUAUCAUCAACUCGACCAUCUUCACCUGAUAACUCACCGCUGCCUCUUGGUUCCGAGUUUGAGUUUUCUGCAAGGUUUGGUUAUACUGGGUCGGAUCAAACAAGAUCCAUGACCUCAGCUGAUGAACUUUUCUUAAAUGGGAAGAUCAGACCCUUGAAGCUAUCAACUCAUUUGGAAAGGCCUCAGGUUUUGGCUCCUUUACUGGAUGUUGAACAUGAAGAUGAUGACGGGAGUGAAGAUGUAAGAGGCAGAGAUGUGAAGGUGAGGGUGGAUAAGAGAAGAGCAAGAUCCAUGUCCCCUUUAAGAAAUGCUACUUUCGGCCUUAAAAUCCAUGACCAAAACAUGUGCCUAGAUAAAGAUUUAGGCCAUAAAACUGACAGGAACAACAAUGAAACCAUCAGUGAUCCAAUGUCAGCUUCUUCUUCUUCUUCUUCAGAUGGAAGAAGAUCAAAAGGAUGGGUUUUUCUUAAAGGUUUUAUAAGGAGCAAAAAUGAAGGGCGAAGCAACAAUAUUAAGUUAUGGUCAACUUUUUCAUUCUCUCCAUUGAAGGAAAAGAAAGCAGGGAACAAGAGCAAUGCUGUGGUUCAGGAACCUAACCACAAGCCUGUGAAUGGAAUGGGGAAGAGGAGGGUUCCACCAUCACCCCAUGAAUUGCAUUACACAGCAAAUAGAGCACAAGCUGAAGAAAUGAGGAAGAAGACUUUUUUGCCUUACAGACAAGGCUUGCUUGGGUGUUUAGGGUUCAGCUCAAAAGGUUAUGGUGCCAUGAAUGGCUUAGCUACAGCUUUAAAUCCUGUUUCUUCCAGGUAA
Gossypium arboreum is the source of this 1036-nucleotide messenger RNA. RefSeq lists its product as uncharacterized. The transcript has a single exon. The record is from RefSeq and is a predicted model, not a curated record. The coding region runs from base 14 to 1036 and encodes 340 amino acids. Lineage: Eukaryota; Viridiplantae; Streptophyta; Magnoliopsida; Malvales; Malvaceae.